CUCGAUUUUUCGAGUCGGCCAGCCAAAAGCCCCACGCGUCUCAGCCGGGCGUGCAGCAGCGUACGUGCGCUGUCUGUAAAAUUGCUGCAUCGCUGAAGAGCUACAAAAGCUGAGCAGCGCUGCGCACGAAACCGCGCGGCUGUCGACACACCAAGGCCUAGCAAACGCGCAGCGCGGCGGCGCGGCGAGGCAUCAUGGACAUGAGUAGCAUCCAAGCGCAGGAGGAGCGCGACGGCGUGCGCCUGAGCUGGAACGUCUGGCCCUCGUCCAGACUAGAAGCGACGCGCAUCGUCGUCCCGAUCGGCGCGCUCUACACUCCUUUGAAACCCAUCGGCAACCCCCCACCUCUCGUCUACGAUCCGAUCCGAUGUAAUGGUUGUGGAGCUCUCCUCAACCCCUACUGCCAGCUCGACUUCAGAACCAAACUCUGGACGUGCCCCUUUUGUCUCGGAAGGAAUCAUUUCCCGCCGCACUACGCGGAGAACAUCACGGAAACAAAUUUACCGGCGGAGCUCAUCCCCCAGUUUACCACUGUGGAGUACGAACUCCAACAGCGUUCGGUAGGCCCUCCAGUAUUCUUAUUUGUGGUCGACACGUGUCUCCCGGAAAGCGAACUCGAGUCCCUCAAGGACUCCAUCCAGCAAACUCUGAACUUGUUACCGGAGGACGCCCUUGUUGGUUUAAUCACCUUCGGCGCCCACGUCCUCGUCCACGAAAUUGGGUUUGGCGAGUGCCACAAGGCCAUAGCCUUCAAAGGGUCGAAGGACUACAGUGCCCAAAGGGUCCAAGAAUUAUUGAAUAUCGCGCCUGGCAAUAGGCCCCAACAGCAGCAACAACAACAAGGUGGAAGGGCGGCGGCGAUCGGGUCUUUCCUGAUGACGGUCGGGGACUGCUCCUUUACGGUCGAGUCUGUCCUGGAAGACUUAGGUAGGGACCCGUGGCCGGCCGCGGCGGACCAACGAGCCGCGCGGUGCACCGGGGCCGCCUUAGCUGUCGCUGUGGGCUUACUAGAAGCCGCAGCGCCGAGACAAGGUAGUAGAGUCAUGCUCUUCGUCGGCGGUCCCAGUACCGUGGGACCAGGUAUGGUCGUGGAUAAAGCAAGAAGCGAGGACAUGCGCAGCCACCAGGACCUGGUGAAGGGCAACGCGCCGCACGUGAAGAAAGCGCAGGAGUUUUAUGCUAAACUAGCGGAACGGGCCGCCUCCAAUGCCCACGUCGUCGAUUGUUUUGCUUGUUCGCUGGAUCAGGUCGGCCUGCAUGAAAUGCGGAGCUGCGUUGAUAGAACAGGAGGCGUCGCCAUCUUGGGUGAUUCCUUCACGCAGUCGGUCUUCAAAGAAAGUCUGAGGAGGGUCUUCCGGAGGCACGCCGACGACCAGCCCGGGCCGAACGCCGGGCACCUGGUCAUGGGCUUCGCCGCUUCACUAGAGGUGCUCACUUCUCGUGAAUUCAAGGUGGCCGGCGCCAUCGGCCCGUGCGCUGCUCUCAAGAACAACAAGAUCAAGACCAAUUACGUCUCCGAGACGGAAAUAGGGCAGGGCGGCACAAACCAGUGGUCUAUUGGUGGGAUCGACCCCUCGACGACUAUUGCGGUGUACUUUGAAGUUACUAAUGCGUCUACUACGCCGGUGCCCGCUCAUAAGAGGAGAUAUGCGCAAUUCCUUACGAGCUAUCAACACGCGUCUGGUAAACAAAGGUUGAGGUGUACCACACUCUGUGGAGCGUGGCAGCCCGAUCCCUCGGAUGCCUCACCGGUCGCUCGCUCCUUCGACCAGGAGGCCGCCGCGGUGUUGAUGGCUAGAGUGGCGGUCCAUAGAACCGAGACUGAGGAGGUCGCUGAUAUCCUGCGGUGGGUCGACCGGUCGCUCAUCAGGUUGUGCGCGAAGUUCGCGGACUAUCGAAAGGACGAUCCUUCCUCAUUUAGACUGCCGCACGAGUUCUCGGUCUAUCCGCAAUUCGUGUUUAACUUGCGAAGGUCGCAGUUCCUCCAAUUAUUUAAUUCCUCGCCCGAUGAGGCUUCUUACUACAGAAUGGUGUUAGUCAGAGAAAACACGACCAACUCGUUGGUGAUGAUCCAGCCUACACUUGUGUCCUAUGGCUUCCAGGCUCCUCCUACUCCAGCCAUGCUCGAUGCCAGUAGUGUGAGACCGGACGUCAUACUACUCCUAGAUACGUUCUUCUACGUGAUUGUGUUUCAUGGCGAGACAAUUGCUGCGUGGAGGGAUCAACGGUACCAGGACAGUGAUGAACACGUGCAUUUCCGAACUUUAUUACAUCAGCCCCUAGAAGACGCGAACGCGAUCAUGGACGCGCGCUUCCCCGUGCCGCGCUACAUCAUCGCCGACCAGCACAAGUCCGAGGCGCGCUUCCUCAUCUGCAAGUUGAAUCCCUCGGUGACGCACAACUCGACCGACGUCCACGCAGGCCAGGUCAUCCCCACCGACGAUGUCAGCCUCAAGGUGUUCAUGGAGCACCUCAUGAAGCUCGCCGUGGAGUCCUGAGGCGGGUUUCCCGGGUAAGGAGAGGGCUC
Pelagomonas calceolata is the source of this 2527-nucleotide messenger RNA. The record is from the annotation of a GenBank genome assembly. Lineage: Eukaryota; Pelagophyceae; Pelagomonadales; Pelagomonadaceae.